Gaeumannomyces tritici R3-111a-1 is the source of this 1756-nucleotide messenger RNA. Its product is annotated as thioredoxin reductase. The transcript has 3 exons. The record is from RefSeq and is a predicted model, not a curated record. NCBI's taxonomy places the organism in Eukaryota, Fungi, Ascomycota, Sordariomycetes, Magnaporthales, Magnaporthaceae. Gene Ontology annotation, molecular function: thioredoxin-disulfide reductase (NADPH) activity. Bases 367 to 1368 code for a protein of 333 amino acids. Gene Ontology annotation, biological process: removal of superoxide radicals. Gene Ontology annotation, cellular component: cytoplasm.
CGAAAAGGUGGCGGGGUCCAGACCGGCGAAUUUCGCAUGUUGGUUCGCCCCGAAGCCGGCCGGCGAAGGUCGAGUCUCGAAUACCCACCCCUCGCUGACAAAACAAAACCGGGCUACAAGAUAAAUACCACCUACGUACCGUACCAAGACCUCUCUAAGCUUUAGCCAGGGCGACGGCCAACAAAACAAGGCACUUGACCACCCCCAAACCAAACCGCCAAGCUGUUCUCCUCGACCUUCCGACGUACCCUUCGGUCCAGCGGCCCCGGUUUCUCCGCCGCCAUCGCCGCUGCCGGGCUCAACAAGCAGCAGCCCGUCCGUCCGAGUGAUAUCCAGUCCAGCAUAGGCGCCGCCACGAAACGAACCAUGCACAGCAAGGUAGUCAUCAUCGGCUCCGGGCCCGCCGCCCACACGGCCGCCAUCUACCUGGCACGAGCGAACCUGAAGCCCGUCAUGUACGAGGGCUUCAUGGCCAACGGCACCGCGGCAGGCGGCCAGCUGACGACCACGACCGACGUCGAGAACUUCCCCGGCUUCCCCGACGGCAUCUCGGGCCAGGGCCUCAUGGACGCCAUGCGCGCGCAGUCGGUUCGGUUCGAGACCACCAUCGUCUCCGAGACGGUCGCCAGGCUGGACCUGUCGGCGCGGCCCUUCAGGUACGCGACCGAGUGGUCGCCCGACGAGGAGCACACGGCCGACGCGGUCGUGUUGGCGACGGGCGCCUCGGCGCGCCGGCUCGGGCUGCCGGGCGAGGACCAGUACUGGCAGAACGGCAUCUCGGCCUGCGCCGUGUGCGACGGCGCCGUGCCCAUCUUCCGCGACCGGCCCCUCGUCGUCAUCGGCGGCGGCGACUCGGCCGCCGAGGAGGCCAUGUUCCUGACAAAGUACGGCAGCCACGUCACGGUCCUGGUGCGCCGCGACAAGCUGCGCGCGAGCAGCAUCAUGGCCAAGCGCCUGCUGGCCCACCCCAAAGUCACGGUGCGCUUCAACACCACGGGCGUCGAGGUCAAGGGCGGCGAGGGCGCAAGGGGGCUCAUGACGCACCUCGUCGUCAAGAACGUGGUCACGGGCGCGCUCGAGACGCUCGAGGCCAGCGGGCUCUUCUACGCCGUCGGCCACGACCCGGCCACGCAGCUCGUCAAGGGCCAGCUCGAGGUGGACGAGGACGGCUACAUCAAGACCACCCCGGGCACCCCGCUGACGAGCGUCGAGGGCGUCUUCGCCGCCGGCGACGUCCAGGACAAGAGGUACAGGCAGGCCAUCACCAGCGCCGGCUCGGGCUGCAUGGCCGCUAUGGAGGCCGAGAAGUUCCUGUCGGAGAUGGAGGACGCCGAGGCCGAGGCCGCGGCGGCCAAGCCCAGCAUCUGAACAAAAGAAAUCCCGCGAGCGCUUGGGUUUUAUCUCCUGGACUUUUUGCGUGGCGUCUUGGCCAAUUUUUGCUGCAUGCACAGACACUGGUUAAAGGCGUCGGGGGCACCUUUAUAUAGACGACGUAUAGAAAAAUUAGAGUGAAGCGAUUUCGGCGGGAUCUUGAGAAUAGAUAAGAACCGACAGCAAUGAAAAUUAGGAGCACUGUAACCACCAAGGGGUAUUUAUGGAUUGGAUUUUGGGGAGGAUGGUAAAAGAAGGGGGUUUAUUUCUGAGAAAGUAUACAAAAUAGACAAAAAAAAAAAAAGCCAAAAAGAUUGUCUUCUUCCGGAGCUUGAACCGGAUCGCUGAGACCUUAUAAUGCUCACUACCAGGGUCGAACUGGCGA